CCCAAUUCUCCGGUUCCAGUCUCCACUCACCCGUCAGUCCGUCACCCGAGACUGACCGCCGCCGCCGUACAGCACGGGCGCCGGUCACCGGGGAACGCAGGAAGCAGCACCCUUCUCCAGCUCGGGCACGCAGCAGUGCAGCACGGGCAUGCAGCAGCAGGCAGCACGACACCGGCUUCUCUAGACUCCAGCUCGCCACCACCAGCGUCCAGCCUUCAGCAGCCUAUCCAGAACUGCUGCAGUCCCACGCCACUAUCCAAUUCGAGCAGAGGCAGGCGGGGAUGCUCUCUCUACCCGCCUGCUCACCAUUCCGCUUACCCCCUACCCGUUGUGGCGCUCGCCGGAAGAGCGCGGCCGCCGCGACCAUCACGAUGCGGGACCGCAGCAAGAACCGGAAGCCGACGCAGCGAGGGCGGUACCUCAGCACCGAGGCCAUCCAGGCUGUCCAGUCCCUCAAGCGCGCCGCGCUCCGCGGCGCCCCCGCCGCGUCCGCCGCUGCCGUGGUGGAGCCCAAGCUGCGACGCCUCCUCAAGGCAGACAUGGUCGCCGUCUUCCGCGAGCUCGCCGCGCAGGGCGAGGCCCUCCUGGCCCUCCAGGUGUUUGAGGAGAUCCGGAAGGAGCAUUGGUACAAGCCGAGGUUGCUUUGGUACGUAGAUCUUGUUACAGUGCUUGCAAGCAAAGGUCUCCGGACUGAGGUCGACAGAGCCUGUUCAUAUCUGAAGAGGGAACAGUUGGAGCCUGACACUGAAGGUUUCAAUUUGCUUCUGAAGGCACUCCUAGACUCUGGGUUCACACAGUUAACACUGGACUGUUUCCGUCUAAUGAAAUUGUGGGACAGUGAUCCUGACAGGAUAACGUAUACAACAUUGAUCAAAGGCCUUGAAUCCCUAGGAAAGAUGGAGCUAUCUGCUGGCAUUCGGUUGGAGGCAGAAAAUGAUUAUGGUUCCUUGGACUUCCUCGAUGAAGUGGAGAUCGAUGAGGCUUGCAGAAGUAGACCUUAACAGGAUGGGUCAAUCUUGCUCUUUGAUGCAACCAGCAGGAGUAAAUCUUUGUGAAGUGCAGAAUGAGAUUAUACAGAACCUUAGUAAAUAAUUCUUUCCUAGAUCUUAUACACAAUUUUAGAAAUUAGAACAGACCUUGUUGCAGCAAGUACUAGUAUUGACUACUAAUAUCUAGCUGUUUGUUGUGUAUCCAAAAUCUUGAGGGGUCACCUGUUAUCUUAACUUGAUUUUUGUUUGACAUCUGUAUGGAUGUCUAACCAUGCUGUUAUUCCCUGAAUUAUAGUGACAUUACUAUUUUCGCUUCA
Molecule: messenger RNA, 1306 nt
Organism: Zea mays
Lineage: Eukaryota; Viridiplantae; Streptophyta; Magnoliopsida; Poales; Poaceae
Product: protein THYLAKOID ASSEMBLY 8, chloroplastic
Exons: 3
Coding region: 282-1001 (239 amino acids)
Biological process (GO): Group II intron splicing; chloroplast organization
Molecular function (GO): protein binding; RNA binding
Source: RefSeq, a predicted model, not a curated record